GACCCCUCCCCUCCAGAGUGAGGAGGAAAACUCGUGGCUGUGCCCAGAGGAGGCCACAGAGAAGCAGAUCAGUGAUCACAGACAGGUUUACUGCAGCCUCACCAUGCUGGACACGCUCACCUUCCUCCUGGAGAAGCUCUUCCUCCUCGCGCACAUCAAGCUCUCCAGCCUGCUGCCUCCUCUGGGCGUAGAGUGCGCAGAGCCGCCGCCCACCACCAAGCGCUGUGACCGGGAGGACUCACCGCCGCAGCCGGACUCAGCCUCUCACCGGUUCCAGCGGGGAGACCUGCUGGAGGUUCCCCGGACUCUCUUCACCCACUUUGGCAUCUACCUGGGCGACGACCGGGUGGCGCACCUCAUCCCGGACAUCCUCCCGGCGCUGACCGCCGACAGCCGCCAGAUCCAGGAGAUGGUGACCAACACGCGGCUGCUGCUCGGGGUCAUCGCGAAGCGCGCCAGCGUGCGCGUGGACUCCGUGGAGGACUUCGCGUACGGCGCCGGGAUCCUGCUGAACGCCAUGGACCGCUCGGUGCGCAAGAGCCCGCUGGCCGGGGAAGAGGUGGCGCUGCGGGCGGAGCGGCUGGUGGGCACCGUCACCUACAGCCUGCUAUGGAACAACUGCGAGCACUUCGUCACCUACUGCCGCUACGGCACCGCGCAGAGCCUGCAGACCGACAAGUUUUGCGAGUGGCUGAAGUUGCUGAUCCGGGACCAGCGAAACGCCAUGCUGACGGCACUGCUAGGGCUCCUUUCCAUGGCUUAUAUGGGAAUAUCCGUCAGCACCGCCCUGCCAGCCUUCCUCAUCCCCUUCACCCUGUGGAUGGCGAGCUAGGAGCCGCCUGGAGCUGCACUUACUGUCAGCGUUCAAGCCUUACCGCUGGUUCAGAGCUCACUGAGCCGCCAUAUUGGAAGACCAACACUGUGGACGUAGUCUUCUGCAAACAUUUUAACUUUUCAAAAAACUUUUUAAAAUUGUACUUCACCAUCUGGUAGCUUUUUUCUGCUGCACAGAAAGUGAUUUGCUUGUUAUUUUUUCAGUUCAUUCCUUUUUUU
Molecule: messenger RNA, 1053 nt
Organism: Oreochromis niloticus (Nile tilapia)
Lineage: Eukaryota; Metazoa; Chordata; Actinopteri; Cichliformes; Cichlidae
Product: lecithin retinol acyltransferase
Exons: 2
Coding region: 104-832 (242 amino acids)
Biological process (GO): retinol metabolic process; vitamin A metabolic process
Cellular component (GO): rough endoplasmic reticulum
Molecular function (GO): phosphatidylcholine-retinol O-acyltransferase activity
Source: RefSeq, a predicted model, not a curated record